CGAGAUUCCCAUUUCCCAGUAUAUACGGAACGUGCGCGGCGUCGAGACGCGUCGCACAUACUCGUAAUAUAAAAUGCUAUGCUUAUAGUUCGACCUGUUGAAGAUGACUCGUUUGUUGCUUUUAUCGGCGUUGAUUUCGUGCCUAAAUUAUAUACAAGGACAGUCACUAUGCACGACGCCGAAUGCACAAAGCGGUAUGUGUAUACUUUUAACGGAAUGCGGACCACUAUAUGACAUACUCAAAAAAGCGAACAGAAACGAUGCAGAUGUGAAGCUUCUGAGAGAUUCCCUGUGUGGAUACUCCAACACCUCACCAAUGGUGUGUUGUCCACUUGCCAAAACUGAUGAGGACCAAAGAUGUUUCACACCACAAGCACAGGAGGGUACUUGUAUGGAUAUACUCAAAUGUCCAGCUCUUGUUAACUUACUCAGCCCACCGCUAUCCACUGAGAACUUACAAUUCAUAAGAAAUUCAAGAUGCGAAACCCCAAAUGUACAGAACAGCGUCUGUUGCGGACCAGCACCUACGGCGGUGACUUCUCCGAGUAGGGUCUGCGUGCCGUCUGCGGCGCCGCCCGACCCGCGCACUGAGUGCUGCGGUCUAGACAGCGCUUCUGGCAAUAAAAUUUUCGGUGGCAACGCAACUGCAAUAGAUCAAUACCCGUGGCUGACGAUCAUAGAGUACAAGGGGGUUAGAGAUGACAAGAUCAAGCUCCUUUGUGGUGGCGCACUUAUCAGUGGAAAAUACGUCCUGACUGCCGGACAUUGCGUUCUUGGACCCGUGUUGAGGAUUGCUGAACCUAAAAAUGUUCGCCUCGGAGACUACAAUAUUAACAAUGAUGGGCAGGACUGCGUGGAUGUCGAGGGUGGCGGAACAGAUUGCACGGAAGGCGCGAUAGUAGUACCAAUCGAGAAGAUCAUCGCCCAUAAGGGGUACGAUCCCAACUCUGCGCUCCGAAGACAUGACAUAGCUUUAUUGAGGUUGAAGACUGUGGCACCGUACAGUGAUUUCAUACGGCCCAUAUGUUUGCCAUCGUCAGACAUAGAGAAGGCUCAACCUAAGCCGACGCUGUUCGCCGCUGGUUGGGGAGCCGUCAGCGACCUGCAAAGUACAAGCAGCGUCAAACUUCACGUGGAUUUACCUUUCUUGACUCAAACGGAAUGCCAACCGUCAUAUGACAUAGCCAAACGAAAAGUUCCGCUAUGGAGCGGACAAAUAUGCGCAGGCGGCGAAAAAGGCAAAGACUCGUGCAAAGGAGAUUCCGGUGGACCUUUGAUGCUGGACAAUGGAAGACUGUAUGAAGUCGUCGGGGUUGUGAGCUUCGGUCCCACGCCCUGCGGGAUGGAAAACGUGCCUGGUGUCUAUACAAAAGUCUAUGAAUACAUGCCCUGGAUACGAAGUAAUAUUAAACCUUGACGAACAACAGUAGGAUAAUAUUUUAUGUAUGUAAGGUUUUUAAUAUAAUUUUUGUAUAAAGUUUUUUGACAUUUAAA
This is a messenger RNA of Maniola jurtina (meadow brown), 1494 nucleotides long. Its product is annotated as phenoloxidase-activating enzyme-like. Gene Ontology annotation, biological process: proteolysis. The coding region runs from base 104 to 1417 and encodes 437 amino acids. The transcript is spliced from 8 exons. The record is from RefSeq and is a predicted model, not a curated record. Gene Ontology annotation, molecular function: serine-type endopeptidase activity. Lineage: Eukaryota; Metazoa; Arthropoda; Insecta; Lepidoptera; Nymphalidae.